This is a messenger RNA of Aspergillus wentii DTO 134E9, 936 nucleotides long. RefSeq lists its product as uncharacterized. The record is from RefSeq and is a predicted model, not a curated record. The coding region runs from base 1 to 936 and encodes 311 amino acids. NCBI's taxonomy places the organism in Eukaryota, Fungi, Ascomycota, Eurotiomycetes, Eurotiales, Aspergillaceae. The transcript is spliced from 3 exons.
AUGGUCACCGUCGGCAUCGCCGGUAUAACCGGCAAAUUCGCCAGCCUCAUCGUCAAAAACCUCCUCAACAAUCCUAACACUACCAUCAGAGGCUUCUGCCGCAAUCCCUCCAAACUACCAGAAUCACUACGCUCUUCACCAAGGGUAACCACCAUCCAAGGGAACUCAGAUGACCUCGACGCCCUCCGCACCUUUGUCCGAACCUGCUCCGUCGUCAUCUGCUGCUACCUCGGCGAUAACAAUCUCAUGGAAAAUGGGCAGAAACUGCUCAUCGACGCGUGCGCACUUGAGAAUGUACCCCGGUACAUCGCGAGUGAUUACUGCGUUGACUUUACCAAACUCAACUACGGAGAUCAUCCCGCCAAGGAUCCCAUGAAAGCUGUCAAGGCAUACUUGGACACGAAAGAUAACGUGGCUGGUGUGCAUGUUCUCAUCGGCGCAUUCAUGGAAACAUUCUGGAGUGGAUAUUUUGGAGUCUGGGAUGAGAAGGAACUCAAGUUGAGAUAUUGGGGUGACGGCGAUGAAGUGUGGGAAUCGACUACUUAUGAGACUGCAGCGGAAUAUGUUGCCUCUGUUGCGGUGGAUGAGAAUGCAGUCGGAUUGCAGCAUUUCCUGGGUGAUAGGAGAAGUAUUCGUCAGAUAGCCGAUGACUUUGAAGAGGUGUACGGACGAAAACCUCAGCUUGAGCGCUUGGGUUCAAAGAACGAUCUAUACAAUACCAUGCAGGGCAUCUUUAAGAAGGAUCCUGGCAAUAUCUAUGCUUAUCUCGCCAUGUUCUACCAAUACUACUGCAUCAAUGGACAGACCUAUCUGAAAGCGGAUUUGGAUAACGUCAAGUAUCCUCAUGUGAAGCCAGUUAGCUUUAAACAGUUUAUGCUGGAACAUGGCAUGGAGGAGUUGGCUGAUGCUUAUCAGAAUGCGGGAUUGAGUGGAUGA